AUGAUGAAAUGCCUCAUUCAACUCUUCCGCGAACAUGUCACGGCACACCCUUCCUCUAUUGCACUCGAAGACGGAACCGUACCUGGUGUGUCCAAACAAGUGACGUACCAGGAACUGGACGAACGCUCCGACAACCUCAGUCUUCAACUACGGCAGCAUGGCGUUAGACGGGGAGACAUGGUUCCGGUACUCUCGACACGCUGCAUCGGUGCCAUUGUCGCAUUACUGGCCAUCCACAAGCUGCGGGCGUGCUACGUCCCGAUUGACCUGGACACCUGGGGCAGCGACCGGAUCGAGAACACGCUCGGCCGCGUGAAAGCAAGGCUUGUCAUCACCACGAACCGCGACACAUUUUCCGGCUGCGGAGACAAAGAGGUGAUCUACAUUCCCCACGAUGGUGAAGUGCUGGCCAGCCCACCAACGCCACCCGAUUCUCCACGCGACGAAGAUACACCCGAAUGUGAUGGCGAGGACUGGGCGUACGUGAUCUUCACCAGCGGUUCAACGGGCAACCCCAAGGGCGUCAUCAUCAACCAAAGAUCCAUCUCAUCCCUCGUGACGGAGCAGAACUCGCUGCCUUUCAACCUGCACGCGAGCGUCGACAGCAGAGUGCUGCUGAUUUUCUCCUUCGCAUUCGACGCAUGCACCUACGUCAUCUUCAGCACCCUCUGCAACGGUGCCACGCUCGUCCUCGCCAGCCCGACCACUCUGGAGGAUGUGGCCCAGACAUGCCACAUCUGGAUUGCCACCCCGAGCAUCCUCGGCGCCAUGGACCCGUCGCGCGGCUACGACAAGGCAUCGCUGAUCAUGGUGGGCGGCGAGAAUCCCACGCCCUUCCUCGUCGACAGCUGGAGCGCCGAGCACCGCCGGCUCAUCAACAUCUACGGCCCCACCGAGGCGACGUGCACGGUGCUGAUGUACGAGAUGCGGCCGGGCGAGCCCAUCGCCAUGGGCGUGCCCAUCUCCUUCUGCACCGUGCUACUGGUCGACGACGAGGGCAACGAGGCUGCCGACGAGGGCGAGAUGCUGCUCGGUGGGCCCGGUGUCGCUGUCGGCUACUACGAGGACGAGGUGCUGACGCGGGCCGCCUUCAUCGAGCGCGGCGGCGAGCGCUUCUACCGCACCAAGGACCACGCCCGCCGCACGCCGCACGGGCUCGUCUUCUGCGGCCGCAAGGACGCCGUCGUCAAGAACCGCGGCUUCCUCGUCAACCUGGAGAGCGAGGUCGAGCCGGCGUUGCUGGCGUGCAGCGAGGCCAAGGGCGCCGCCGCCGUGUCAUGCCGCGGUGCUCUCGUCGGCUUCGUCACGCCGCGGCGCGAGGCCGACGGGCUUCGUGACCGCCUGCUGGCCAGGCACUCGGCAUUCCUUGUGCCCGACGUCAUCUAUGGCCUCGACGCCUUCCCGUCGACGGGAAACGGCAAGGUGGAUCGGAAGGCUCUGACCGCUCUGCAUGAGCGGACCCAGCUGCCGCAGUUCAUCACUCCCGAGGUGUUCCUCCAGGGCGUGCGUGACGCCGGAAAAGAGCUGACACCGCUCGAGGCCGUGCGGCACGCCGUCUGCAUGGUCCUGCGCAUCGUUCAGGCCCGUGUUGACGACGGGGCCUCGUUCCGCGCGCUCGGCGGCCACUCGCUGGCGGCAGUCAUGCUGGUGUCCACGUUGCGGAAGCUCGGCUUCCACACCGACGUUGUUUCCGUCUUUUCCCUGGACACUGUGAGUGCCAUCGCGGCCGCAGUGCGGACGAUCGAGCCGGACCACGGCGGAGAUGAUACCUGCUUCGACCACGACCGGACACGUUUUGCUGAGAAGCUCGGCCCGGCUUCAUCCCAGGCCGCAGACGUGGCUCCCGCUACGGACAUGCAAGUCCGCAUGGUCCGCGGUACCCUUGAUGAUCCGUCUUUGAACUUCAUCAAGAUCGGCCUGUCUUUCGACCACGGAACGGAUUCGACUUUCCCGGAAUCGCUCCGGGCAGCGUGGGAGCAGCUUUCUCGGAGACAUUCGAUCCUGCAGUCGUCGUUCCAUCUGUCCUCCUCUGAGCCGUUGCAGGUGAUGCACAAACAGGCUGAAGUCCGCUGGCAGGAGGUCGUCGUCUCGUCGGAAGAAGCGUGGCAAAAGAUGGCCGAUGUUUCCAGGAAAAUCGAGCCGGAAGAGCUCACUUCGUUCGACGAACAAGAUCAAAAUGCUCUUUCUAGAGUACAGGUUGUUCUCUUGCCCGGCGUCAGAUGUCGUCUCGUUUGGACGGUACAUCACUCGCUCGUGGAUGGCUGGUCGGCAAGCGUCAUCCUCAACGACCUUGGGGAGCUCCUACACGGCAGAGACCUCCCCCCGUGUCCUCAGUUCUCGGAUGCUGCGUGGUGCAUGCGCCGCCUGAUCCAGCGCAACUCGCAGGCUGCCAAAGCCUUCUGGAAAGACCAGCUUGGGGAUGUUGAAGACAUCCCCCGCCUUCGUGUUCCUCCCCCGGAAGACGUGACGUGCAAAUCUUUGUCCGAGAGACAUCGCAAGCUUUCGAUAAAACUCACCGAGCUUGAAGCAGCUGCGAAAACAUAUGGCGUGACGACAGCUGCUCUAGUGUACGGUGCAUGGGCGGUCGUCCUCUCUCGAUAUUGCGACUCUCAAAAGGUGGUUCUGGGAACGGUGCUCUCGGGCAGGAGUCUGCCCCUCGGAGGCGUGGAGAAGAUCGUCGGUCCUCUGAUCAACUCCCUGCCCAUGUCGGUCAUGAUUCAAGAGAAUGCAACCGUCCCAGACUUCCUGAGGCAGGUCUUCAAAUCCAUGUGCCAGCUCCUUGACUUCCAAUGGACUCCCAACUCUCUUGUCCAAGAGGCUACGGGAAGGAAAGGUACCGAUUACUUUGAUACUCUGCUGGCCAUACAGUACGACUUCCCCGAACAUCAGUGGCCGGGUGCGAGGCUCGCUGCACCCUACGAUAUCUCGAUUGCUGAGACUACCGAGAUGCCGCUUACUGUCAUGGUUGAUGCGGCUGAGGGAUGCUUGGAUGUGAGAUUCGUAUUUCGCCCCUCCAACUUCGGCGAGUCGAUGGUCGAGCGUAUGAUUGGUCACUUUGAGAACGUUUUGCGCUUGCUCAGCCAUGAAAGCGUUCAGGUCGAAAACGGAGCGGCCGACUCGGUCGGUAAAGUGGCGGAGAAGAUGCUUAGUGAAGAAGAGCUGCAUGCUAGCCUCAACUGCACCGACUACAUCGACGAGCCGUACGAAGGACCGGAAACCCUUUCCGAUGCGUUUGAGCUCUCGCUGUCCCAAUACCCCAGCUACCGCGCGGUGGAAGGCUUGGACCGCAGCCUUACGUACAGCCAAUUGGACUCCGAGACAGCACGGGUUACCCAAGCUCUCCUUGAGCAUGGCAUCAAGGCCGGAGAUAUUGUGUGCGUCAUUGCUGACGGUUCAGUCAACUGGCUACUGGCAAUCAUGUCAGUGGUUCGGACAGGAGCCGCAUAUUGUCCCAUUGACAAUAAAUUCCCUCUGGAAAGACAGAGCUACAUGAUGUCUCUCUGCCAACCCCCAGUUGUUCUUUACCCGAGUGCUGCGCUUAGGCAAGGGCACCACGGACAUGAAGGGGCACUUCAGUUGGACGUCGAGACAAUCUUGGCCGAUGCCGAGUCAGAGGCGGACGGAAGUUCCAGCGAUGGUUGGGAACUUGCCCCCAAAAGCCGGGCUGGACCAAAUGACCUUGCGGUGAUACUCUUCACCAGCGGAACCACGGGCUUCCCCAAGGCGGUUCAACUUGAGCACAAGCCAAUUCUGUCUGUCCUGUCAUGGGGUCCGACCAGGCUGCGGUCGAAGCCCGGCCAACGCAAUGCUCAACUGCUGUCGCUUGGAUUCGACUGCUGCGUCACUGAGGUCUUUUCGAGUCUGCUGUACGGAGCUACGCUCGUGCUCAAGGACGCCGCAGACCCGCUGGCGCACCUUUCCAAGGUCGAUGCGAUUGUGGCCACACCCUCUCUGGUCACGAACCUGAACCCCGCCGACUAUCCCAACCUCAAGGUUGUCACACUGAUGGGCGAGCCGUUACCAGUGGCUCUGGCCCAGAGGUGGAUGCCGGGAAGAAUCCUGCAGAACAGUUACGGACCGGCUGAAACCACGCUCAUGACCAACGCACACCCGCUGCGUCCCGACGGUCCGAUAUCAGUGGGCAAGCCGAUUCCCCGCGUCGCCUUCUACAUCCUCGACUCCAUGGGCCGUCCUGUUCCGACUGGCGUGAGCGGCGAGAUCUUCGUGGCUUCGCAGCUGCAGGUCACACGCGGCUACCGGAACAAUGCCAACGAGACCGAGUUCCGGUUCCUGCGUGACCCGUUCCGGCCCGGCUGGAGGAUGUUCAGGUCUGGUGACAUGGGCCGUUGGGAUGAGGAGGGAAACACGCAAAUCAUCGGGCGAACCGACAGCCAGGUCAAGCUGCGAGGCUUCCGAAUCGACCUCGGCGACAUCGAGGCGACGAUCGCGAGGCUGGCUCCGAGCAUUGACAACGUCGCCGUUGUAGUAACCGGAAGUGCUCUGCGGGCUUUUGUCACGCCCGCGACGGCUGACACGCGCGCGCUGAUGGAGAGGCUCCGGGCGCACUGCCCCGAGUACAGCACGCCCAACAACAUCACUGCGCUGGAAGAGCUGCCCCUUUCGCCCAACGGCAAAGUCAACCGCAAGGAGCUGGCCAAGAUGCACCUGAGCAGGGACUCGGUGCUGGAGCCAUUGGCCACCGACACCGAGCGCGCUGUUGCCGAUGCCUGGGCCGAGCUCUUGGGCAGGGACCAGACGCAGCCUCCAAUUGGUGCUCUCGACCGCUUCUUCGACCUCGGCGGCCACUCACUGCUGCAGAUUCGGCUUGCACAGAAGCUGUCGACGCUCUGGAACACGUCGGUGCCGCUCAGGACAAUCAUCCGCCACCAGGUCCUUCGUGAGCUCUGCAGAGAGCUGGACCGGGACGUGACAAGCAUCCAGACCUCGGCCAAUGCUCGCACCCCCUUCGCCAGCAUGCAGCAGGUGCUGAGGCAGGAGAAGAUGCCAGCUUCGUACCUGGAGCAAGAGAUGGUCCUCAAUCAGAUGCUCUGCGACGGUUCGCCCGUGUGGAAUAUCGUCUAUGCCUGCAAGGUAUACGGCGCCGUGGACCUGAACGCUUUGGGCUCCGCAUUCCAGCAGACAGUGGCGCGGCACGAGGUUCUCUGCUCUCGUUUCCACAACGAGAACGGUACCAUCAUGCGUUCUCUUUCAGACCCUCUCGCUCCCAGUCAUGCCAGCUGCAGCGAGGACAAAGUGGACGACUUCAUCUCCCAGAAAAUGCAGCAGCCACUGGAUCCGUUUACGGACAGUCUGAUCCAACUGCAUGCGGCAACCGUAACGCCAUGGAAGACAGUGCUCGUCUUCGUCAUGUCGCACAUCGUCGGUGACGGCCCGACGCUCUACAGAGUCCUCCACGAAACUUCGGCCGCAUACACCCGCAUCACCAGCGGCACCCCGCUCCCACCGGCACCCUCCGCCCAGCUUUCCUACCUUGACUGGGCCCACUGGGCGCUCCCAGACACCACAGUCGACAGCGAAACAGCCACUUUCUGGCAGUCUACCCUCUCCUCACGCCGCCCCGCCCUCCCGGGGCCCCGUCUCCACAGCCACCACGGCAAACCCCUAUCGGCAACCUACCGCGGCGACCUCUGCACCUGGAGCGUGCGGCCCCCGCUGCACCGCCGCCUCGUCCGCCUCGCCCUCGCCCACGGCCUGUCGAUGCACCAGCUCGCCCUCGCCGCCACCUUGCUCGCGCUACGCUCGCUACACCCUCCAUCGUCGUCAUCAUCACCAUCACCAGCAGGCAGCCGUACCGGCAGCACAGUCGUCGCCCUCGGCGCCCCGAUGACGCUCCGCACCGAGCCCGGCACCGAGCGCAUGCCCGGCCUCUUCCUCGACCGUCUCGUCAUCCCGCUUCCGUGGGAGGGCAGCGACGCCGACGACGACACCAACGACGACAGCCUCAGCGCCCUCUUCGCCACCGUGCGGGAGCGCAGCAGCGCCGCCCUCGCGCGCUUCGUGCCGCACCGCGUGCUGCGCCAGCUGCUGCGAAACAAUAGACCGGUCGGCGGCCCCUGUGUCGACGACGACGACGACGAUGACGGCGAAAACUCGCCACAUCCCAGCCUGGCCCGCCCGCUCGUCGAGGUCGUCGUCGCGUUCCACACGGCGGCCGAGUCGGCGGAGCGGCGCGCGGGGCUCACGCUUCAUGCCACUGGCGCCGAGACAGCAGCUACAGCUACGGCAGAGGUUGUCGAGGUGGGCGUCGAGCAGGGCGGCGGGCGGCCUCGCGGCGUGGCCAAGUUCCCCGUCAUGGUCGAGUUCACGGACGACGGAAGCGACGGCGGGCUGCGGGUGGAGCUGGAGUGGGACGACGGCGUGGUGGAGCGCGGUGUGGCCGAGAGGCUGGAGCAGGCGCUGGCGGGCGUGUUGGAGAUGUUGGGGGCGUCCUCGUCCUCGAACCGCGGCGGCAGCGGCAGCGUGACUGCCAUUGUGGAUGCGGUGAGGGGGCUUGGUGCUGGCACUGCUGAGGGAGAUGUUGAUGGUGGAUUGCCGACGCCGGGCGAGGAGGACGAGAUUGCGGUGCAGCUGGGCGAGGCCGUGGAAUGUGCGGAUGAGGAAGCGAUGGCGCAGGUGGUGGUGCAAAUUAGAGAGGCAAUGGCCGAGUGUUUGGGCCUAUCAAGGCAGGAUAUUGGGUGCAUGCGCUCGUUUUGGGACCUGGGUGCCGAGAGUAUGGAUGCGGUCAGGCUACUGGACGCAUGUGAGAGGAAGGGUUUGCACUUGGCCUUGAGAGACAUGUUUGACUCACCUACUGCAGCUGCUCUGGCAGGGCGCUGUAAAGUCGGUGCUUAG
Molecule: messenger RNA, 6852 nt
Organism: Diplodia corticola
Lineage: Eukaryota; Fungi; Ascomycota; Dothideomycetes; Botryosphaeriales; Botryosphaeriaceae
Product: nonribosomal peptide synthase 2
Exons: 2
Coding region: 1-6852 (2283 amino acids)
Biological process (GO): secondary metabolite biosynthetic process; amino acid activation for nonribosomal peptide biosynthetic process
Cellular component (GO): cytoplasm
Molecular function (GO): catalytic activity; phosphopantetheine binding
Source: RefSeq, a predicted model, not a curated record